Nanorana parkeri is the source of this 404-nucleotide messenger RNA. RefSeq names its product aprataxin and PNK-like factor. Gene Ontology annotation, biological process: double-strand break repair. Gene Ontology annotation, molecular function: DNA-(apurinic or apyrimidinic site) endonuclease activity; protein binding; 3'-5' exonuclease activity. The record is from RefSeq and is a predicted model, not a curated record. NCBI's taxonomy places the organism in Eukaryota, Metazoa, Chordata, Amphibia, Anura, Dicroglossidae. Gene Ontology annotation, cellular component: nucleus; site of double-strand break. The coding region runs from base 81 to 404 and encodes 107 amino acids. The transcript has 3 exons.
GUGCUGGCAGCAGAGUGUGCAGUGUGGAGGGAGAUUUCUGUGUCGUAUUUCCAGGUUGCCUGGCAGUGUGUGUGUGUGUCAUGGCUGAGUAUCAGCUGGAGGCCACAGAGGGCGGCGGCAUAUACUCCAUCCCACAGGGGGAGACCAUGAUAGGAAGAGGACCCUUUCUGGGGAUUGCAGAUAAGAAAGUGUCAAGAAACCAUGCAAUACUGGAGGUGGUGGAUGGCAAGCUCCGCAUUAAACCGAUACAUGUGAAUCCAUGUUUUUAUCAAGCCUCUCACAAGGGCACCUUUGUACCUUUGGAAAAAGACGAAUGGUGCUUGCUGCACGAUGGUGACUGCAUCUCCCUCUUGCCAGAUAAAUACUCUUUUCGGGUCAUUGCACAGGAUGCAACGCUGAGGUAA